CUAUGAUAAAAAGUCUUAAAUAAAAAUACUAAUUACGCAUCUUUCGUCUCAAAAUAGUAAUGAAAAACAUAUAAAUUGGUCAUUGAGCAUUAGAUCAUUACCUCGAGUCGAAGCAAACUCAAUAAUGAAGGUUUUCUUGCUCUUAGCUUUUGUCGCCUGCGCCAGCGCUCAAUGGGCACCCAACUGCGGAAGAAGUCAGUACCCUGAUCCUGCUCCCGAACAGAAUACAGAUGAAUUCGGUAGAGUUGUUGGUGGCUGGGAAUCCAGACCAAAUGAAUUUCCUUAUCAAUUGAGUUUGAGAAGAUUUGGAAGUCACACUUGCGGAGCUGUCAUCAUCAACAGCCAAUGGGCUCUUUCUGCCGCUCAUUGUACUUCCUCUGGAUCUGCAAGUGGUUUGGCCGUUGUUGCUGGAGCUCAUCGUAGAAGCAGCCCAGCUGCUGCUGAACAAACUUCAAACCUUUUGAGUGUAACCAACCACGAAGACUACCAAAACCCCCUUCGUUACUCCAACGAUAUCACUCUUCUCAGAUUGGAAACCCCAUUGACCUUCAACGCUCAAGUCACUGGUGCCUGUGCCCCAAGAGAUGUCACCUAUGAUGAUGAUACCGUUACCAUUUCUGGAUGGGGAUCUACCUUCUCUGGUGGUUUCGUUACCGAUGAAUUGAGAUACACCAAUGUUCAAGUAUGGAGCAAUGAUGAAUGUUCUGGCCCAUACCCAGGAAGCAUCGAUGAUAGCAUGAUCUGUGCUGCUGCCCCAGGCAGAGAUACCUGUCAAGGAGAUUCUGGUGGCCCAAUGGCUUACAACAACAACGGUCAAUUCGAAGUUGUCGGUUUGACUUCAUGGGGAAGAGGAUGUGCUCUCGCCACCCAUCCAGGAGUUUACGCCAGAGUCAGUGCCAAUCUCCAAUGGAUCGCUGAUAACACCCAAUAAGAAGUUUCAAACUUGAUACUUAAGCCAAAAUAAAUUGUAAAAUGUUUUAAAUUAGUUUCUAUCACAAAUAAUUUCUUUUAAGUUGCGUUUGCGUAAUUGCGCUAUGACUAUUCAGGUUGAAUGUUUUACGUAGAAGAAUUUUUUUGGAAGGCAAACACAUAUCUUAAAUACAAAACGUAUUGUUGGUGAAAUAAUAACAUUCUAAGAGACGAUAUAGUUUUCGGAAAGUAUGAAUACGUUUCUGCUUCACAUGAUAAAGCAAUUUUAUUCCAUUACUAAAGGUAGAUUAAUUAUGAUAAUUAUUUUUUUUAACAAAGCACACUUUUAUUGCUUUCCUGUUGGAAAUAAUGUGAAGUUUUGUUAAAGGCUUCGAAAAGUCAACAUCGAUGAAACGUUUUUCUUUUUUUCGUAAUUUUUGUAAUUUAUAAAUACUUUGCACAUGUUUCAAAUAAUGCUACAAGUUAAAUUUUGAAUGUAUUACCUAAUUGAAAGAAUGAUAGAAAAAAUAAGUUUGACAAUUGACAAAAAAAAAAUUGAAGACUAAAAAAUCUUUUUCUAACCAACAAAUGAGAUCACGUAAAUAUGACAUAUUCAGUAUUCUUUAGUUUUCAAAAGGACAGAAUUUUUGAAAAUGUUUCUUGAAAAACUCUUAUAUAGCGCAUCUAAACAAAACGUAUUGAAUAAUUGAAAAACGUUUCUUCCUGUCGGGAAAAUGGCUUUCAACAUUAAAUAAACCUGUUGAAUUUGAAAUGGCACACUUUCUUAUAUGUUAAUAAUAUAUGUAUAUUAAUUGAAUAAAGAUUUACUUAUAUAAGCUUGGAAGUCAUACUUGUGAAGGGGUCAUAUUGAAUACCGAUUGUGCGUUAAGGCUGCACAUUGUACUGAUGGAAAUGCUAGAUGUUGAGGUUGUUGCUAGUAUUUAAAAGAAAUCAUGAAAGAUAUGAAAUCGUUUUUUAAUGAAAACA
Molecule: messenger RNA, 1896 nt
Organism: Dimorphilus gyrociliatus
Lineage: Eukaryota; Metazoa; Annelida; Polychaeta; Dinophilidae
Source: the annotation of a GenBank genome assembly